ACCAAGCUCUACAUUUCCUUGCACUUCGAAUUUUGCGACAACUCCUUUUGAUGUUUUCUGUACUACCCGCUCGGCGGCCACUUGUCGCAAACAUGGCGUUAUUCAGAUCCGUUAAAAAGGGAAGCGUGGUUGGCGUUUAAACUGCACGCGAUGUUGCUUCACGUGAAAAGGAAAACAGAGCUGUAACUGACGUUCCAUCGCGAAGAGCGUCUAUUCUGGCAAGUGGAACUUAUAUUUGGUGGUAAGGCGUGAACCAUCGACAAUGACGCUCCUAACGCAAACAAUGAACAGCAUGGGCGCGAAUCCGGCGCAGAGCUCUCAAAUUUUUGUGCAUCAACACGCCCGAGAAUCUAUCGAAGCUGCAACCAAGAUGGUAGAAGGAGCACUACAGUGCGACAGCUCCUACCCACAGCUUAUAGAUCUUUUCACAAGCAUAGGGAAUCCACCGACAGAGAGUGGUCUUCACAAUCAAGACUACCCGGCUUACUUGGGAUCACCAUCUCACGUUGGUGCUGUCAAGCGAAUACCACUGCCCGCAGAACUGACCGAACAGUUCGCCCACAUGCAAAGCAACUGUCAAAUGGGUCUCUUUCCCGAAAUUGGUAGAGCCUGGUUGACGGUGGACAGCGACUUAUUUGUCUGGUUGUACGAGACAGGUGAAGACCUCGCGUACUUCGACGGUGUUACGGAGACUGUCUUGAGCGUUGCACUAGUUCGGCCAAAGCAAGGGAUUUUUCAGUCCCACAUACAGUACUUGCUGUGUUUGGCGACAGCCGUGGAAAUAGUGCUGCUGGGAGUGAGCUUCAGCAAGAGUGGUGCAGUCGAAGAAAUGCACCUGCUACCAGAACCGCUGUUUUCGAUUUCAUCGGAUAGUGCACACAUGAUGACAAUGAAAGGUGAUUCCACCGGCAGGAUUUUCAUGGGUGCUCGCGAUGGCUGCCUGUAUGAGCUCAUGUACAGAGCAGACGACGGGUGGUUUGGACGCCGGUGCCACAAAGUGAACCAUUCGAGCAGUGCAUUUUCAGUCUUGAUUCCAACUUUUCUGAGCUAUCCGUUCAAGGAAGAAGACCCCCUGGUGCAGAUCGAGAUAGAUGACUCGAGACACGUUCUUUAUACACGCUCAGAGAAAGGCACUAUUCAGGUUUUCGACCUGGGACCAGAUGGAGACCAGACAAGUCGCGUAAUUUCUGUUCCAAUUGCAACGACUGCAUCAAUGGCUGCGUCUGCAGCGAGCACCGUCGAUGCUUCAAACUUUAAGCCAAUAGUGCACAUUGAGCCUAUUCAACUGCGAGAGUCGUUGCAAGUGCACCUUGUUGCUGUGACACACACAGGCGUGCGGCUCUACUUCUGCACCAGUUCCGCCCAGACACCCGAAGCACGCCCAUCCACGCUCUGCCUCCUUCACGUGCGGCUGCCCCCGGGAUUUUCAACUCACGCCCCACCACAACGGGUGAGCAGCGUGCACGCCGCACUGUGCCGUCGUGGCACAACCCUUCUGGUUGCGCGUCACAGUGAAGACCGCGACAUUCUUUGGGUGCUGAGCAGCGACGCCUUUCCGUUUCGACCGCGCCUCAUGGAGACUCACGCAAUGGUGGCCCUCGACGGCAGGGCCUGGUGUCUAACUGAAGUGGGAGGGGAUGCAGCCCCGAUCACUCUGUGUACAAUCACGACAGGAGCUGGAGUCUUGGUGCCGUCAGAGCCACCGGCAGUCGUCGUGCAGCACAUGGAAAGGCCGAGGAAGUUUGUUCUAAUCUCUGCAAGCGGAUGCCACAUAGUCGAAAAGCCGAGGCCGGUUGACCAGUUGCGACGCCUUCUAUUCGACUGUGGUGGUCCAAAGAGUGAUUUAGUGCGAGCAUUCUUCCAAUUUCACGGUGAAGCACAGGCAUGUGCCAGUUGCCUCAUCCUGGCCUGCAGUCCUUCACUCACCGAAGGAAAGAUAAAGGAGUGGGCAAUACAGGCAAUCUGCCUUUACGGAGGGGAGCCCAAGCGUGCUUUUCCCGCUGUUCCCACCACAACGCAACUGGGUGCAACAGCAGCUGCCCCGUUCAAUCCUCAGGGUGCCUCAAUCUUUGCCAGCACACCGAUGCACGGACAGGGCGCCCCCUUGCGGCAACUGGAUCCCGUCACUCCCUUCAGUCCAAUUACGUCCCCCCACAGUUACGUUACACAGGUGACGUCUCCUCCUUGGAAGACACAAGGGCAGCAGGCGCCACUGAUGGCUCAGCAGCUUUCUACUCCGGCCGGUCCCACGGCAACAGAGACCGUGUUUUCUGGCCGUCACGACGGCUGCUACCUGUACUUUUCUCGUCUCGUCCGCCCGCUCUGGACGCUAAACCUGGUCACCAAUUUGCCGAACCGCCGGAACACGACCCAGGCAGACGUCUUAGUCAGCGGAGUGUCCGCUGAAGACCUGGGGGAGUAUAUAAGCAGUUUGAUGGCGUUCAAGAAGUUUUUGGAAGAGAAUCUGAGCUUGCUCUGUUCCCCACACGGAGACGGAGGAAUGUCCACAGCUAGCCGUAAUGUGGCGCAAGAAGCUCAGCUCCAAGAGCAGCUCCGCAAACGAGCAAACGCGGAGGCUGUGGCUCACGAGCGUACAUCACUGCUGCAGCUCCAGCAGCUCGUGAGCCACACUUGCGAGGUGUUAGGCCUGUGGCGUGUGCUGUGCGACCAUCAGUUCCGUACGGUAGCAUCGUGUCUGGCACCCGAUGCCAGAGAACGUUUGCGCGCUGGCUUGACACUGAGGGACCUCCUCCUCGUGGAUCGUUCUCUAACGUCGGCCCUUGCAGGGUCGCUCGUCAAGAGCUACUUGGAAGACAACGCUGCAACUGAGGCCAUUGCAAGCCGUCUCAGGGAAGUGUGCCCCACAUUAUUCAGAAGCGAGGAUGCCACAUUUGCGCGCGCUCACGAGAUGCUGCUGGCGGCACGAUCGACAACCUCUCGUGAAGAACGAGACCGUCUGCUGUCUGAUGCGCUAAGCCUGUGCAAGCAGGUUGGGCCAAUGUUGCAGCUGCCAGCCGUGUGCAACCUGCUUCGGUCCUGCGGCCACCCUGCAGGUGUGGUCGAGCUCUGCCUCAGUGCAGCGAGCAGACUCGACCCGCAGGACGUGGCCCUCCAUUAUUACAGAAGGGGAGAGCCGAUGGAAGACGAACGAGGCCGCCGUGCCUUUGCGGCGAGAGAAGAGUGCUACAGGCUCAUCAGAGAGAUGUUGAGCGAAGCACGGGGUGCGCUCCAAACUGGACCGUGCGUCCCUAAAGACCCCGGCAGUCCGGCUCCAGCUCAACCGCCGAGUGACAAUGUUGUCCUCUACGACCGGCUGCUCAUGCUGGCUUUGCAGUCUACUGACGAACUAUUUCACGUCACCCUGUACGGAUGGCUAUGUGACACCCAACAGGCCGAUACCCUACUUGAGUUUCGUGGGCCUUUCCUGGAAGCUUUCUUGGAACGCCGUGCUUCGGUACAGUCUGCUCCCAUUUCAUCCGCAGACCUCUUGUGGAAGUACUACGAACGGACCGGAAACCGUUCAGCGGCUGCUCGCGUAUUAGCCAGACUGGCAGACAGGCACGGUAGUGACCUCACCCUCGCUCGUCGACUCGAGUAUCUGGCUCGUGCCGUAGUCUGUGUGACCAGCUCUGAGCUGCGGUCUGCUUCGGCUGCUCGUGAGGGUGACUUCCUGCAUCAACUCGAAGAAAAGAUGGAUGUUGCCAGAUUGCAGCUGCAGGUGCAGGAAGUGAUACUGCGCAGACGGGACUGGCCUGGCAUGGCCGACGUGGCAGCGACGCUCGAUACUGAACUCUUGGACGUGACGCGGCUGUACGCAGAUUACGCAGAUUUGUACGAUUUAGCCGAGUGCAAGUUGGCCAUCGUACGUGCGGCCGGUUACGACGACCCCAUUCUAAUAGAAACUCUGUGGCAGGGCAUUGUGGAUAGAGAAAUGCGGGAAAACGCCAGUCAUUCUGCGAGACGUACAGCCUUGGUCCAGCGGCUGCAGACUCUAGUUCGGGAGUACGCGACAUCUGAGAAGUUCCUCCCCUUGCAAUUUUUAGUGGGGCUGCUCGAGCAGAAGGGCUGCCAACUCGAAAUGGAACCAGGCUGGCCUGUCGAGUUGUUCACGCAAGCCGGUGUUGGCUUAGGGCAACUCCGAGAUGCGUACCACAACACCUACAAGGCAAAAGAUCCGAUCUGGGCAGGGAGGAACCUUCACCUGCUGCAGGCGAUAGCCGAGCUACUGGAGGCCCUCGUCAAGAACCCGUCGGCAGCGGGAGGAAGCCCUAGCGAGAGGCGGCGGCUUACCAAUCGGUGUUUAGAUGAUGUCACCGGGUAUUUGAUUGACCUCGAAUCAAUUGGGGGCGGAGAUACAAGUGUUGCGGCGCUUGUGGACAGGUUUAAGGUGCUCCGCGCCCAGUUGGAACGUUUGCUUGCGUCCUAAGUCUUCGAAAGCGCGCCAUAUUCAUCGUCUGAGACAUACUGUGUGAGCUGUCCUUUUCACACAAAAAACGGUUCAAUUUUACGUUUAAAUUGUGCCAAGUGUCCUUGUGUUAAAGCUGAAAUAGAUAGUGGUGAAAGUGGAAUAAAUUUUUGAUGAGCUUUUAAGUUUUGGA
Messenger RNA from Ornithodoros turicata, 4598 nucleotides. It is a transcript of the gene Nup154, whose product is annotated as nuclear pore complex protein Nup155-like. Gene Ontology annotation, cellular component: nuclear pore inner ring; nuclear pore. NCBI's taxonomy places the organism in Eukaryota, Metazoa, Arthropoda, Arachnida, Ixodida, Argasidae. Gene Ontology annotation, molecular function: structural constituent of nuclear pore. The record is from RefSeq and is a predicted model, not a curated record. Gene Ontology annotation, biological process: RNA export from nucleus; transcription-dependent tethering of RNA polymerase II gene DNA at nuclear periphery; protein localization to nuclear inner membrane. Bases 263 to 4426 code for a protein of 1387 amino acids. The transcript is spliced from 4 exons.